AUGGACAAACGACGACGUUUAGUGCCCAAGAUGAAGGACGCCAGGAAGGAGGAGGACCUUCAACCUUUGAUGGAGGAAGAUAAUUCAGAUUGUGAGGAACAUUUCAACCACGCUCUAGAUGAUUACUCAUCGGGAUACGAUUCAGCAGACGUUGACGUAUCAGACGUCGAUUCAGAUGAAUGUAUGAUGUCACAAAACGCAUCGUGCCCGUCUAAACAUAAACCCAUGUGCCCAAAUGUAGGACAUCAGGUGCGAGCACGCGUCAGUAGCAUGAAAACCUUGUGCGAGAGUUUGAAGCUAAUUCUCAACAUGCCCGAGAUGUGUGACGUCACAUUCCUGGUUGGAACAGACAACACGCCUGUACAUGGUGUACGCUCAAUCUUGGCUACAAGAAGCACGGUGAUGUACCAGCUAAUCUACAACCAUAUCAAGAAAUUAGAAGGGCCGUCAUCCUUCGGAGUACGUCUGACGAUACCGGUACACAAGUACGAGGCCGAGGUGUUCCGAAUGUUGAUACAGUUCAUUCACUGCGGGGCCGCUACCAUCACUGAUUUAACUGUUACAGGUCUGCUUUGUGGCGCGUGUCAAUUCGAGCUCGGGGACUUGGAGGUUGCCUGCUGGCGUUACCUCAGAGCAAGGCUCAGUUCGGGCCACGAGGAAACUAUCCUCGAUGGCUCCCGGAAGUACAAACAACAUCGGAAAUACGCCUUCAUCAUGGAACAGAUCUACAAAUUAUUGGACCAGAGAUUCCACCAUCGAAAGAGUUUCCGUACCACAAAGGCCCGUGAAACAGAUGUAUAA
Molecule: messenger RNA, 801 nt
Organism: Mya arenaria
Lineage: Eukaryota; Metazoa; Mollusca; Bivalvia; Myida; Myidae
Product: serine-enriched protein-like
Exons: 6
Coding region: 1-801 (266 amino acids)
Molecular function (GO): protein binding
Source: RefSeq, a predicted model, not a curated record